GGCAUUCGAGCCGCUGAAGAACGGCAGGGCAUAGACCCGGACAUCAGCUGUCCCAAUGGGCGGUCUCGAUGGGCCCAUAUCGCUAGCGACGCAUUAAUAUGCAGAAAGCAGCAGACAAACAUCACCUGUAUUGCCUGUGCCUUGUUUUUUUUUUUCUAGCUUGAUUUGUAGGAGAGCACCGGAAUCUCGCAUAUUGUAUGAAACCAAGUGAACUGGACAACGCUCGAGCGACUUCAACUCGUCGCUAGGAAACGAACACACCCAACCUUUUGUCUGCUUUUUUCUUCGCUCUUCUGUCGCUCUUUUUAUCGUUCAUUUUCUCGUUAGCGCUGAUGUCAGCGCCCACGAUUUGCCGCGUUCUGCUGCCGUCUUUAUCCCUCCACUCUCCCUCCCGCCAUCCGUCAGUUCAUAAACUGACGGAGGCUCUUAUCUUUAGGUACAACGACCUACUAGAGUCUUACCGCGCGCAAAUAUUAUAAUUUAUUUCCUUCGUGCUGCUGUCUGAAGCACGAACGUAGCGGUUACAGCACGAGUAUCUAUUCCGUGUAGGAGACUUCGCUGUUGAUGCCGGCCUAUUGGCUUAUUUGCCUUAACCUUUAUUCUCGGUAUCCGUGUCAGUUGUUUUUGAGACGAAAACUGAUAGCGGCAAACGUAUCGCCUCUCUGCGAGCUUCUAAGGACGAUAGGGAGUUUUCGAAGGUCGUUUCUGCAGUCCCGCCGCAAUCUAUCCAGCGCGCUAAGAAACCCCGAGCUCUGGAGACAACGCUAGCGGAGCGCAAGCGUAGAAGUAGCGCCUUCGUUGCGGAGAGCCGUAACGGGACGGCAGAAACAAUGUACGCAAACGUCCCUACUGUCUAGGCGGGAUUGCUGGUAAACUGUGGAGGUCUGAGUAGCGCGCACAUUGCCUGUGAAUCCGGCAGGAUUUCAAGUUCAAGAUGACGACUGGCGACGGGCAACGCGAGUGCUAGCCGCCUUCCAUUCAUCAUCAUCCCCGCAACAAAACAUUCAGUGAAUCAACUCUUCGCCAUGGACUCCUCAACAAGCUGGGUUGUGGCUGCGGGUUGCUGUUGGAUCCACUUCUUCAACUACGCCAUCUUUCGGUCCGCCGCCAUUGUCUACGUGGCCAUUUUGAAUUCGCUCGACACCACCAGGGCGGAAGCGGCGUGGCCGGUCACCGUCAUGGGCAUCCUCUCCUGUGUCGCAGGUCCCGUGGUGGGAUGGCUCGCCACGCGAGUCCCAGUGUGGAAGCUGAGUGUUUGCGCGUGCCUGGUGGGAGCCCUGAGCAUAUCGGCCUGCUUCUUUGCCAACGGCACCUGGUUCCUCAUCGCCGCCAUUGGAAUCGUGCACGGCAUCAGCAUGUCGUUCACCAAUCUUUGCAACACAGUAAUCAAAGCCCACUUCACCCAGCGCAGAGCGCUCGCUUGUGGUAUAAGUUUUGCAGGACUGACCGUUUCCGGCCUGGUCUUUCCCCCACUGCUCCAGUUUUUGCUUGAAAACUACGGUCCGAAAGGAAUGUUCCUGGUGACCGGAGCCCUGAUGCUGAAUGCCACUGGAGGCGCACUGCUGCAACGCAUUCCACCAGAAAUGCCCUGCAAGUCUGCAUCAGUCCUUAAUGAAAACAAGAGGCACGACAUUUGUUUAUACAAGACAGACUCUAAUAAAAGCGACAUCCGACAGUGCCCAAAUGAUAGCAUUGGAGCUGCAUUGACAACUGAAGACGAUAAGUUCCUAGCGCAAAACGGCUUUCCUCAUAAAAACGGGGCCACUCAGGGAGUCUCUCACCCUCUAAAUGUUACGCAGGCCCUUUCGUCACAAUCAAAAACAACGACGGAUCUGGGAUAUGAGAAGCAAAACGAAUCUCAAGGAAAAGAGUGUGUGAAUCCACACCAUGCACCUGAUGACGUCGACGUUGUAAAUGACGAGACGGCAACCUAUGGUAUGAAAAGUUCCAGUAAUCAAAACAAGGUCUCCUCGCCAUCCUACCUCAGACACCCUAAAUUUUACAUCAUCGCAUUCGCAAGUUCGGUCAUCGUUUUCAACAUGUCUACGUACUCAACGGUCACUGUCGACUUUGCAACCGACAGAAAUGUCUCCGAAUGGAACGCCGUCUUGCUUCUCAUGAUGUACGCGAUUGCAGAUUUGGUGUCCAGGCUGGGAUCUGGUUGGUUUACGGACAAGGGAUUCCUGGCGAAGAGCUCGAUGAUGACCGCUAACCUUUUCCUCUGGGCACUGUCUUUAUGUGUGAUGCCUUUCUGCUACUCGUUCUACCUUCAUGCCAUUCAAGCCGUCGUCGUAGGGUGGUGUAACGGUGCUACUCUCAUCUUAGUCCCAGUGUUGCUCAUGGAGCUUGUGAACACCGACAAAUUUAGCGAGUGCUUCGGAGUGGCGCUCCUGAUCUCGGGAAUACCACUGUUGCUGAGACCAGUCUUGAUAGGCUACUUCAGGGACGAUCUGGGAGACUACCAGGGACUGUUCGUUAUUAUGGGCGUGGUGACCGCAAUUAGCGCCUUCUGCUGUUUGUUUCUCCGAGAGAUUCCUGUGGCAAAAGGUUUCCUUUAUAUGGCGUCAGAACUGUUUUGCUACAAGAAGAGGCAUGCGAACCACAACGGAACAAAAGGUGAUAAAGACAUUUACCUACAAGUGAAGAUGAAUCAGCAUGAAAGCAUCACCUAGUGCCUCUGCAAAACCGCCAAAAGACAAGAAUUAAUCUGCUGAUCAACAGCAAGGCUUACACCUUGGUGUCAAAUGAAACAAACAAAGGAAGGCAGCAAAGCGUAGCCAGCAUAGUUCCCUCGGCGGAAGUCAACAGAAACAUGCGUCAGUACAUCACCUGCUUCUGCUUAUACAUUUCAGUUUGUCGUUUUGAUGGAUCUUUCUGGUUUGAGAGAUGCUCACUUGACGAAUGGAACUUUCUAUAAAAUAUAUCUUCCAAGUGCAAAGCAAAACAGUGAAAUAAACAUUUACAGUUUGGUCUUUCAUUUUUAGUCAGCGAUGCUAAAGUUGUCACAAACCAGAGGAUUAUGCCUCAAGAGGUAGAUAUCCACUUUACCGCGCUCAUGCUCACCUUGUGUUCAACCCGGCGAAAUGAUGACUCAGUAAUGCACAUAAUGGAGCUCACGUUAAGAUUUCAAUAUUUAUCCUGAACAACGUUAAAAGAAGGCGCAUGUGUCAAAUCAAUCUGAAAUUUCACAGUGAGAGUGUUACCAACGCGUGCGAUUGCAAUCUUUACUACUUACUAAAUGUCACACGAAAAGAGAGAAAUUGCUGCUCCUUGUAUUGGUGGUGGAUCUUUCAAUUUCUUUGAGAUGCAUGCUCACGCUCACCGCCCAUAUCUUCAAAGCUUCAGGCCGCAGUUCCGGCCGCCUAGAGGUUCGAAACGGCGAGUGUUCGCCCAAGGGGAACUAGCCACUUCCGAUUUCUGCCCUGCUUACCUUGCUAUAGGCAUGAUAUUUAUACAGUGUGAAAUCUUUGCGCCCCAAUGUUUUCUAGUCACACUAACUGAAAAGCGUGUUGGUAUAAUUUACUGACCACCGAAAGACUAAAACAAACUCGGGACGCAAAACGACGAACCUUUCUUUCAGCUAGCAACGACAUGAACGUCGUUGCUAGUUGAAAGAAAUACUCGUCGUCCUUCGUCUCGAGUUUGCUUUAUUCUUUCUGGGGUCAGUCAAUGGAUUGUAGUUGCGUUAUUUUUGUCUUUUCGCGUGCACGUUUUCUUCUUGUAUGAGCCUCAUGUUUCUGCACGGUGUUUUUGCGGCUCAGUGAGACCAAUUCCCUAUACCCCCAAAAAAGUAGUACAUCCUUGACACAAACAGCGAAGGAAGGUCACUUAAAUGAAACAUCCGAGGCCAGCUGCGUGUACAUGGGCAAAACAAAUUGGGUCUUCUGUUGUGGCAACCUAAAGUCCUUUAUCGGCGGGAAAGGAUUAUGAUUGUUGCAGCUCCGUGAUCAAAAGAAAAUUGUGAACAAGCCCAACGACUUUAACCUUUUUAAAACUGUCAUUCCCGUCUUCUUCAGUAUCAUCUGGGAUAUAUACUUCGGUGCCCAUAGAAUGCAAAUCAUUAAAAUACGUGCCCUAAACUGCUGUACUAAUGUGCUGGGGUAUUGUUAUUUUCCGAGAUUUCUUUCUAUCUUUAUUUCCUCGUCUUUUAUUUUACUUGGUGCUACGCGUUGUCUAAAUGCUGGCCCCGAAUAUCAUCAUUUCAAACAAAAGCGACGCAAAGAAAACAAAGGUUUAUAAUCCCUGAACACUGCCCCACAUCAUAUAAACCUUCUUCGAUCGGUUUGUUUUCAUACUAGCCCGAUGCGGCAGGAAUCAAAAUAAAUGUGCUGGUUAACAAUGCUUUGCGAUUUGUUGGCGCAAGUACUCCAUCGCAUUUACAAAAAGCUCUAAGCGAACAUUACAUUUUUUUGUCAAUGUUAAAUAAUGGUGGGUGGUAAAUAACUGACAUUUUGUGACGACUUGCUGUGCAUUUAAAAAAAAAGCGUUAGAAUUACUUAAGUAAUAAACUACCCCGCACCUCUC
Ixodes scapularis (black-legged tick) is the source of this 4524-nucleotide messenger RNA. Its product is annotated as monocarboxylate transporter 13. Bases 1026 to 2672 code for a protein of 548 amino acids. The transcript is spliced from 5 exons. Lineage: Eukaryota; Metazoa; Arthropoda; Arachnida; Ixodida; Ixodidae. The record is from RefSeq and is a predicted model, not a curated record. Gene Ontology annotation, molecular function: monocarboxylic acid transmembrane transporter activity. Gene Ontology annotation, biological process: transmembrane transport.